Messenger RNA from Pistacia vera, 1005 nucleotides. Its product is annotated as receptor-like protein 46. The record is from RefSeq and is a predicted model, not a curated record. The transcript is spliced from 2 exons. The coding region runs from base 1 to 1005 and encodes 334 amino acids. NCBI's taxonomy places the organism in Eukaryota, Viridiplantae, Streptophyta, Magnoliopsida, Sapindales, Anacardiaceae. Gene Ontology annotation, molecular function: protein binding.
AUGGACGUAGGCAACAUAAUUUUUUCAGAUAAUGAACUUUCAGGUUCUCUUUCGCCGCGCAUCUUCCAAAGCCAAUCAUUAUAUGCGCUUUCUCUAUCACGCAACAAUUUUUCAGGAGAGUUGCCAAAAAACAUUGAAGAUGGUGUUGACUUGACGUUUCUCAUGUUGGCUGGGAACAUUCCAACAUCAUUAACAAAUAUUUCUAACCUUCUUCUGUUAGAUUUAGCAAAUAAUAGUUUUUCAGGAAGAUCUCCACUUUUUUCCUCUGACGCAGGACUUGAAGUCAUUUAUUUCACCAAUAAUCAAUUAUCAAGUGAGAUUCCAGUUGCUUUUCCUGAAAAAAAUAAACUACUUUCAUUAGCAAAUAAUAAUUUCUCAGGUAAUAUCCCUCAGAAACUGGCUACCCUCAACCACCUUGAAGAACUAGAUCUCCAUGACAACAAAAUCACAGGUGAAUUGCCAAGAUUUCUCUUCAAGAUAUUUACCAUUCAAAACCUCAUUCUACGCAAUAACUCCCUCCAUGGUUCAAUACCUUAUGAAAUUGCCAACCUAACCAAUCUUAGAAUCCUUGACGUCUCAUCCAACAACCUUAGUGGCAAAAUCCCUGCCAAGUUUGGUUAUCUGGUUGGAAUGAUUGAAACGUCAAAUACCAUGUCUUCAGAAUUUCAGAUUUUGACAACAUACCUGUCAAACAACAAACUUUCUGGGAAAAUUCCGUCUUCAUUAGGUUUUUUGGUUAGACUAAAACUACUUAACAUCUCAUAUAAUAACCACUUCGGAAAGAUACCAGCGAGUUUUGGUAAUUUACAGAAUCUAGAGAGUUUGAACUUGCCACACAACCAACUGUCCGGACCGGUUCCAGAAGCACUAUCAAAGCUGCAACAAGUUACUACUUUUGAUGUCAGUAACAGCAAGCUAGAGGGAAAAAUCCCAGUUGGUGGCCAGAUGGACACAAUGAUUGAUCCAAACUCAUAUGCUAACAACUGCGGGUUGUGUGGUAUGUAG